CCGGUAAUCUUUAGAAUUUAAUUUAAUGUCGUUUUUCAUACUAACCGGUCGUGUACGUAAGUCGUUUUGUGAAUUGUAAACGGAAAUGGCUAAGGCUACAAAGCUUUUGGUGAAUAUCUUGUUUUCUGUUGGAUUUUUACUUGGAUCCUGCACGUCCGAUCCGUGGGACCUUGUACCGGAAAUUCUAAGCCGAAUCAGAGAACCGCUAAUACCAAAUCGAAUUUUCAACAUUGAUGAAUACGGUGCGAUUAGAAGCACUAAUUCUAGUAGUGUAGAGGAGCCUACAUCUAUUGUUGAUGCUAACAUUCAAGCAUUCGAAACUGCAAUUCGGGCAGCGUUUGAUGCCGGCGGUGGAAGAGUUCGAGUUCCCGCUGGGACAUAUAUGACAUCAGCAAUCACUCUAUUAUCAAACGUAGCACUUGAGGUGACAGCUGGCGCUGUGAUAAGAUUCACAAGAGACACCACGAAAUACAAAAAUGUUUUCACCAGAUGGGAAGGAGUUGAGUUGUGGAACUAUUCUCCAUUCAUCUACGCCUUUGAAGCGGAAAAUAUCGCAAUUACGGGAAGUGGAACCAUUGAUGGUAAUUGUGACUGUGAUCAUUGGUGGCCGUGGAAAGGAUAUUGGCCUGACGUACACCGAAUGUGCUGGGAUCCGAACGGCACGAAUCAAGAUAAAGAUCGGAAUGAUCUGUUCCAAAUGGCAGAAGACGGUGUACCAGUUAGCGAGCGUAUUUUCGGUGAAGGUCACUACUUAAGACCGAUGUUCAUUCAACCAUAUAGAUCGAAAAAUGUUUUAAUCGAAGGAGUUACAAUAGUGCGAUCGCCGAUGUGGAUUGUACAUCCAGUUUUGUGUGAAAAUGUAAUAAUUCGAAACAUAAACAUAACCAGUCUAGGCCCAAACUCUGAUGGUGUUGACCCAGAAAGCUGUAAAGACGUUUUGAUUACAGGAGUUACGUUUAAUAACGGCGACGACAAUAUUGCCAUCAAUGCUGGACGAAAUGCCGAUGGACGAAGAGUGAACAAACCAUCUGAAAAUAUUGUCAUUCAGAACUGUUCAAUGGCUGAUGGACACGGUGGUAUUACACUUGGAAGUGGAUGUUCGGGUGGUAUAAGAAAUAUUUUCGCCGAAGAUUGUACCUUGGACAGUACUAGUUUGGAUACUGCUAUUAGAGUGAAAAAUAACGCAAUUCGAGGUGGUCGACUUGAAAAUUUUAAUGUGAGAAAUAUUGUCGUAGGUCGUGUUGCUAAACAGGUGAUCGAAGUCGACUUCGACUACGAAGAAGGUUCCGAUGGUGUAUUCAUGCCAAUUCUGCGUGAUUGUGUGAUAGAAAAUGUGGUGGUAACGGAUAGUGCACCACUGACUUUAAAAAUAAGAGGAUAUCCGGAACCGGAUCGCUCCAUUAUCAGAAUGACAUUCAAGAAUAUUUCAUUCAAUGGAAUUACGGAAGAUCCGCAUUUUGUCUUGGAAAAUUUUGAUGAAAUUCAUGAUGAGAAUGUUUAUGUUAACGGUCAGCCAUGGAAGAUUUCUAAUGGAGUAUCUAUUGCUGAACCAACUAUAGUGUUACUAGCUAUUAGUGUAGUGCAAUACUUUCUUUAAGAGUUUAAGUUAUUAAUGAAAUAAAUGUCAGGAGUUUUUAUUCGCG
Molecule: messenger RNA, 1643 nt
Organism: Bradysia coprophila
Lineage: Eukaryota; Metazoa; Arthropoda; Insecta; Diptera; Sciaridae
Biological process (GO): carbohydrate metabolic process
Molecular function (GO): polygalacturonase activity
Source: RefSeq, a predicted model, not a curated record